AUGCCUCCAGCUACAAUGCGUGCCGUCGUCCUGAAGGGUGACUUCCAUGUCGAAGUGGAAGACAGACCUACCCCGAAGGUCCAGAAGCCGACCGACGCCGUGCUCAAGGUCACUUCGACUGCUCUAUGCGGCUCGGACCUCCAUUUCUACCGAGGCCAUCUGAAGUGCCCGCCAAACUUCGUCUGCGGUCACGAGUUUGUGGGGACCAUUGCUGAGAAAGGCGACGCCGUCACCAACUUCAACAUUGGCGACAAGGUCGUGGUUCCCUUCUACACGGCCUGUCAGGAAUGCUACUACUGCGUGCGCGGACAGGCCAGUCGGUGCAGCAAAGGCGAGUUGUUUGGGAAUUCGGUCCCGGCCAACGCGAUCGAUGGCGGACAAGCCGAGUACGUGAGGGUGCCGUUGGCGAAUACUACUUUGGUCAAAGCUCCGCCUGGAAUUCCUGAGGAGAUGCUCGUUCUCAUGGCCGACAUCUUCCCCACGGGGUACUUCGCGGCACAGCGCUUCCUGAAGGACCUCCCGCAGCGUGACCGCGACGAGUUCACGACGGUGGUGAUCGGGUGCGGGCCCGUGGGUAUCUGCGCCAUUACGUGCGCGCUGACUAUGGUCAAGACGGUGUACGCGAUUGACUCGAUCCCGGAACGGCUGGCUGAGGCGGAGAAGAUUGGGGCCAUCCCGAUCAACCUGAACGACAAUCCAGUGGAGAAGAUCAAGGCGGCCAGCGGCGGGCGCGGAGCCGACGUGGUGCUGGAGGUGGUGGGCCACGCCGACGCCUUCAUGCUGGCCUUCGACAUGAUCCGGCCAUUCGGCCAGAUCUCGUCCAUCGGCGUGCACACGGAGACGAUACCGCUCAACGGCCUCCUGUGCUACGGCAAGAACGUCACCAUGGCCUUUGGGCGCUGCCCCGUGCGCAGCAUCUUCGAGGACGCCCUCGACAUCCUGGUCAAGGAGCAGAAAAAGGUCGCCUUCCUGUGCGGCCGCACCAUGUCCCUCGAGGACGCGCCCCAGGCCUACAAGGACUUUGAGGCCCGCAAGGUCCACAAGAUUGUCUUCAAGAUGCCCGGCGAGCAGACUGGCCAGUCCAUUGCGGACAAGGUGUAA
Fonsecaea nubica is the source of this 1101-nucleotide messenger RNA. RefSeq lists its product as hypothetical. The record is from RefSeq and is a predicted model, not a curated record. The coding region runs from base 1 to 1101 and encodes 366 amino acids. The transcript is spliced from 4 exons. Lineage: Eukaryota; Fungi; Ascomycota; Eurotiomycetes; Chaetothyriales; Herpotrichiellaceae. Gene Ontology annotation, molecular function: oxidoreductase activity; zinc ion binding.